GACCCAUACAUUUUGUCAUUUGACAAAGUUAAUGUGUAAAAGCUUGUAGGUUAUAGCCCAAGGUUGGCAUCAGUCAGUUUCAUAUGGCAAGACUUGUACAGUGGUAUAGGCAGCUAAGAGGGCUAGAAGAUGAGAGUAUGGAAAUACACCAGCUGAGAGCUCCAACUAAGAAUGGUAGCAGUGGCAACAGUGUUGACAGCUAUGGAAGUAUAAGGAGUAACAAUAAUGAAGAAACACCUCUAAUGGACAGCAAAUACGGUAGCACGGAGGCUACAAGCCAACAAAGUGAAGUCACCAUUAUUAGCAAUGGAUCCACUGCUAACUUGAUUCAAGAUGCACAAAAAGAAGAUACCGAUAGAUCAAAAUCAUGGCAACCAUCCAAAGCAACCAGAGAGAAGUUAAAGCAAAUCAAAGUUGCUCUGCUCUUUAUAGCGACAAUCAUGUGUUCUGUCUGGGUUGGCAUAUCUGAAGAACAUGAAGAGGAGCUACAUCAGUUUUCAGUAUCGGCUUACCAGCCAUUAAGUUUGGACAUAACUCCAGGUGCAGGGCAGAGCGUAGUGAAAGUGAUGAUCAGUGGACCCUUUGUUAAAGCCCUGGAUGACCAUGGAGACUAUGAGAACAAUAUGACACUGACGGUGGCUAACUCUGCUGCAUUUGACAAUGGAACUCAGAAACCAGCAGUCAAACUGCAAUCCUCGGCUAUCCAGCAGGAGACUUUGAUACUUUCUAAAGAAAAUGCUUCCUAUGAAACUGAAGAAUAUACGUAUUUGUUUGACUUCACAGGCCCUGAUGAGCAGGGGCCAUUCAAAUUAAGGCUGAACACUACCACUGCCUAUGGGGUCCCUGUGUCUCUGUCCUAUCUAACACUUCCAGCAGAUAGCCACAAUGCUGUGGUAUAUGCAGCCAUUGUUCUACUUGGUGUUUAUGUCCUCAUUGUGUUUGAGUUGGUUCACAGGACCUUGGCCGCCAUGAUGGGAUCAAUGGCCGCCCUGGCUGUGUUGUCUGCGAUGAAUGAGAGACCAACAAUGUCUACCGUAAUCUCAUGGCUUGACACAGAAACAUUGUCACUGCUGUUUGGAAUGAUGGUAAUGGUGGCCAUUUUCAGUGAUACUGGGUUCUUUGACUAUUGUGCAUUAUUGGCCUACAAGUUAGCCAAGGGCCAAGUGUGGCCACUGAUGACCAUCCUGUGCUUCUUUGGAGCUGUUGUGUCAGCCUUCUUAGACAAUGUGACUACCAUAUUACUUAUGACACCGGUCACUAUAAGGUUAUGUGAAGUCCUCAACCUGGAGCCUAAACAUUUGCUCAUUGCUAUUGUGUUGUUCUCUAAUGUCGGAGGCACAGCUACUGCAAUCGGUGACCCACCCAAUGUGAUCAUAGUCUCUAACUCUUAUCUUAAGGAGAAGAAUAUUACAUUUGCCAACUUCACAGGGCACAUGAUACUGGGUAUUCUGUUUGUGUUAAUUGGUGCCUAUGGCCUCCUUAGAGUUCAGUACAGAAAUCUUGCCAACCUCAAAAACAAAUUCCCCCCAGAAAUCGCAGAAUUGAAGCAUGAGAUUAAAGUAUGGCGUCGCAGUGCAAAAAGGAUAGCGUCUGUCACCAGAGAGGAAAGCGUGGUGAAAGCCUUGCUCAUGCAGAAAGUUGUCACAUUGGAGAAUCUGGUGAAGAAAAAGCUUUAUAAAACCAAGCGGAGUGUUGAAAAAGACUUUAAAGAAAGUGUUUCUGAGCUGGAGAAAAAGUACCGUAUCACUGACCACUGGCUAUUGCUGAAGUCCAGUAUAGUGCUGCUGGUUGUUAUACUGGCCUUCUUCCUCCACUCUUUUGUUACACAGAUGCAUUUGGACCUAGGGUGGAUUGCAAUAAUUGGUGCUAUAUGGUUACUAGUGCUGGCCGACAUUGAAGACUUAGAGAGCGUUUUUCACAGAGUGGAAUGGGCAACACUGCUCUUCUUUGCUGCAUUGUUUGUGCUCAUGGAGGCAUUGACAGAGCUUGGUUUGAUAGAGUGGAUAGGGGAUCAAGUGGUGGCCCUUAUAAAGACAGUUGAUGAGGAGUACAGACUGGCAGUGGCACUUAUUCUCAUCUUGUGGGUCUCAGCUAUAACGUCCAGCUUCAUUGACAACAUUCCCUUUACAACUGCUAUGAUUCCUGUUGUGAUUCAUAUUGAAGAAAGUAUUCAGCUUCCUAUAGAACCAAUGGUGUGGGCUCUAGCAUUUGGAGCUUGUCUUGGAGGCAAUGGGACCCUGAUUGGUGCUUCCUGCAAUGUUGUGUGUGCUGGCAUUGCAGAACAGCAUGGAUAUGGCUUCACUUUUGUAGAGUUCUUCAAGGUUGGUUUUCCUAUGAUGCUGGUGACUACCUUUUUUGCAAUGUGCUAUCUUCUUGUGUGUCAUAUAGCCAUUGGCUGGAAUGGCUAGUACAAAAUGACCACAAUCUUGACCGUUCGGCAAAACUAGUGGACCAUAGAUUGAUUCUCAUUGUCAAACUGGGGAUAUGGAAAAUGACGGGAGAUUUGAGUCAGUUGACUUGGGCCUAAUAGUAAGAAAACCACAUCUUUUUAAACUAUAAGAACAAAAUAGGAUUUAUACUGGAUGGUGCUCAGGUUUGUUAUUUUCUCUGUGAAAGACUUUCGUUGUGGAAAGUGUUGGAUCAUAGGUGCACUGUCCAGCAUACAUAUAUCGAAGGAAAAUCGCUAUCGACGAUGGAUCAAAAUGAAAGUACACAUUUCAAGACAUUUAAAAGGUACUGCAUAUGAAGAACAGUGUUUGAUAUGAAAGUUAAUAUAACAUGCUGGUUUUUUCAAGUUAAAGAAAUACUUGAAAUUGAGAACAAUUGAUAUUGUUGGUGAGGUUAAUGUUCAAGUACUUAGUGAUUCCAAGUUGCAUAUCAUAUUACAAGUCUUCUUGUAUUUAUUAGUACUAUUACAGUAAGAUUUUCUUGUAUUAUAUUGAAUAUUCAACUUUCAUAUAUCAUUAAAACAAACAUAUCAACAUGAAAGGAAAACAGUAGAAGUUCUCUAGAUAGAAGAUACUCCAUAUUUUACAGAUAGGAAGUUAUUGGACUCAAAAUAGCAGAGUGCAUGUUAUUAAAAAAUGUCACAAAUGCUUUAAGAACUGACCAAUAUGUGGACAAUAUUUUAUUUAAUAUGUGAUAUUAGACAAAAGAUUAGAUAAAGUAUGGUUUAGUAUUGCAGGGUGAGGGUGUUUAAUGAACUGACAUGGUUCUAGAUUUAUAUUUACCAUAAAUGAUGCUUUAAAUUUUGUGAUCUUCCACAUUAUAUAAAUAAUUAUUGCUUAUUUUCCAUCUUAUUGUAAUUAAAUUAUUGAUUUACAUAAUGAUGAUGUCAUCAGUGGGACAGGUGCUAUGAAGGCCACACAGGGACAGAUAUGUUGUAAACGUUACAUUCUUUACAAGAAAAAAAUACUGUUUGGUGUUAUGAGAGCUAUAGCUAAGAUACAUAAAAAUACAGUGCAAUGGACUUACGCAAUCAGAAGUAAAUUAUAUGUGAAGAGAUAUGCUUUCCAGUGAUAAUAUAAGUGACAGAGCACACUUGUUUUCAGGUAUAUGAAAUAUAAAUGUCAUAAUAACCAGCUACAUGUGACUUGAAAUUUUUGUUUCUCACUUAGAAUAUUUUUCCUGAUUGUUUUUCUUCCUUUAUCAUUUUUAGUAGGAAGAAUUUGUGGUCAUUUGCAAAAGGGAUUAUGAGCAUCUGGCAAGAGAUAUUAUUAUUAUUAUUAUUAUUAUUAUUAUAUGAGCUGUUUAUGGAAUUAAAUUAUCUUAGACAUCGAUUCUGUUCCUGAUCAGCAUAUUUAACUAAUAGAACUGAUAAGAGAUUUUUUUGUCAGUAGUAUGUAUUUAUAUAUUUACAUAUACUGCAGUAGCACAUGCUUGGACAAAUCAGGACAUUAACUGAAGAGAAUAUUGAAUGGAAAACUUAUUAUUUUUUCAAAUAUUUUUUUUCUUAAAUGUGAUGGUUAUACUAAAAGGACAAUUAAUUUUUAUAAAUCAUAUGAACAACCCUUGACUAUCAUUAUGUGAAUGCAUUUUAUAUCAAUGGUCAUAAGUCUGUCAUAUUUUGCAGUAUGAAUUGAUUUUUUUUCCUGGAAAUUAGAAGAACCUGUGAUACAAAGAUGAGCAUGAAUAGUAAUACAUUCCACUUAUAUAAUAUUUCUAUGAUUUAUUUAUUGAUUUAUUCAUUGAUAUUAUAUGAUUAUGAGUUUUGUUCCUUUUUUUCUUAAGUUUAUUACUAAAACUUGCUAUUUUCUACCCUUUGGCUGCAAAUUAAAAUCUGUUGACAGUUAAGAUUUUAUUUUACUUGUGUGUAUGGAUUCCAUAUCCUGUGUAGAAAAUGGAGAAGUAAAAUUAUGUUAAAUAUGCUGAAUUAAACAUGCUGAAUGUAAAGGCUGUAGUAUAUGGCAUUAUACAAUACCUUUGGAAGUGAAGAUGGUUAACAUAGCUGAUAUUGUUGUUGAUAUUUAUAUGAAAUGAAGUAAACAUUAUUUGCAAAGAUUAAUCGACUGUCUGUUAUUUUCAUUCUAAGUUGUACUGUACUUUCUGUGCGAAGUG
Lingula anatina is the source of this 4557-nucleotide messenger RNA. RefSeq names its product P protein-like. The record is from RefSeq and is a predicted model, not a curated record. Gene Ontology annotation, biological process: transmembrane transport. Lineage: Eukaryota; Metazoa; Brachiopoda; Lingulata; Lingulida; Lingulidae. Gene Ontology annotation, cellular component: membrane.